Molecule: messenger RNA, 1254 nt
Organism: Blumeria graminis f. sp. triticale
Lineage: Eukaryota; Fungi; Ascomycota; Leotiomycetes; Helotiales; Erysiphaceae
Source: the annotation of a GenBank genome assembly
AUGACUAUGAGAAGGGUAGAACUUAGUACUUCCAGUCAGCCAUCCAUCAUGAACGCAUACACUCAAUCUGACGUGAGAGAACGGAUGAAGUUUUCGGCAAUCCUCAACCCGAUGAAUAUCGAACACUUGGCAACUGAUGAACGUCAGCCACUGUCAGAAGGGACAGUAAAUCCUAAAAACCUUCCAUUACUCCCUCUGCCAAAGGAAUUAGAUGGAAGGAAUAUGAUAGCAUCCAACUUCUGGUCAGCUUCAGUCAUCCAAUGUCCGCGCCCAUUACCGAAAGUAACUACGACAAUUGAGGGCUCAACCGCCGAAUUCCUCAAACUGCCGUCGAUUGUAUCAUUUCAUUCCUCGGGCCAACUAGAUGACGAUCAAGAGGAAUGGCACGACGGAGUUAAGAUAGGCCUGAGCCGGCUAGAUUCUUCGCCACUCCUAGAUCACCAAAUGAAAUCGCAGAGGAAAACCUCAAAACGCCUAUCUCAUAGUCAAGAUUUAACGUGGGGGAGUCAAAAGCGAAGGCAACGAGCUACUCCUCCGCUUUCACCCGAGACCACUAGCCAAAGAGGAGCCGCUAACCACUGCAAUCAGCCCUAUCUACGCGAGCACCUGCACUGCGUGCGCUAUCUCAAGGAAGAUCUUCACCUGCCCUGGGGUGUCGUUUACCGCCAGUUCAACCACAUUUUCCGUCAUCAGCCUGGCUUCAUUGAACGCGAGUCGGAAGCGGCCUUGACGUCACGCAGCUAUCGGGACAACUUCACAUACGCUAGUGUGAACGGUGAGCCACUCUUAUCGAGCAACGGCGCUCCUAUUCGAGUCAAGGCUAAGGUACGUCGGCGACUGGUGGCUGAGGAAAGGCAUAUUCCGUUUAAGCUUGUCGAAAAGCAUCCUUCGUGGGCCGUGACUUAUAGCUGGGUCAGGCCGGAACACAAGGCACAAGCCCAAGCUAUCCUCGAUGCUGUCGAUCCGCUCUAUUAUCACUCCGAAAAAGAUCAACAUCGCCGUGUGAUUGAACGGGCAGAGCAGAUUGAAAGAAGCUUGGCACGUCAGACGACACCUGCCGUAGGAAAGACUCGCAUUUCCAUCACAACACCACCUGCAUCCCCUUUCCACAUGUCUACCCCCUCGGAGUCCAAUGGAUCUCAGAGAUUUGGCAACGGUUGCUCAAGCUCUCCCCAAACUUCACCUACUCAUUGUGACAGCCAUCCAUUUGUUUCAGCUGCCGCCAGGCGCUUAAUUUCAGCAACUGCUCCGUAG